UGGUUGGGCGUGUCGGCCUUGAGGGCAUCUAUAUAUACUGUCAAGAAGGUAGGGAAGGCACUGGUCUCCUCUACCCACCACACAACCCAUCAUGAAGUGCCUGAUCGUGCUCGCCCUGGCCGCCAUGGCCCAAGCCAGCCCCAUCUACCUGGCAGAUACCCCCGAGGUCGCCGCUGCCAAGGCUGCUCACUUCGCCGAGGUCGCUAAGGCUGCCGUGGCUGUCGGAGCUCCUGCUUACUACCCUUACCUAGGCUACAGCUCGUACGGCAUCCCCGCUAUCACCCCUGAGGGAUUUGUCGCUGACACCCCCGAGGUCGCUGCCGCCAAGGCCGCUCACUUCGCGGAAAAGGCUAAGGCUGCUGCCGCCGCCGCCGCUCCCGUAGCCCCCAUUGUCAGUGCCGCCCCGUACUACGCCUACCCCUACGCGUACCCCCUCCCCACUGGUGGUUACACCGGACCCCUCGCUAUCCCCGUUGUGACACCUGAGGGAUACCUGGCUGACACCCCCGAAGUUGCCGCUGCCAAGGUUGCUCACUUCGCCGAGAUGGCCAAGGCGCAAGCUCAAGCUUAGGCACUGACUGAUCCUCAAUCCUGCUAAAUUCCCGGUCCUGGAUAGAGCCAGAGCUGCUGAGACCCCAGUUGGGCUUUUCCUUCGUAGCUAAAUCUGUAAUUUUAUUUAAGCAACUGGAAACUGCCAUAAAACCUUUUGUAAAAAUUUUAUUCAAUAAAAAUUGUUUUUGUUUCCAA
Messenger RNA from Homalodisca vitripennis (glassy-winged sharpshooter), 747 nucleotides. RefSeq names its product cuticle protein 2-like. The record is from RefSeq and is a predicted model, not a curated record. The coding region runs from base 92 to 571 and encodes 159 amino acids. Lineage: Eukaryota; Metazoa; Arthropoda; Insecta; Hemiptera; Cicadellidae. The transcript is spliced from 2 exons.